Messenger RNA from Labeo rohita (rohu), 1478 nucleotides. It is a transcript of the gene gpr35b, whose product is annotated as G-protein coupled receptor 35 b. The transcript has 2 exons. Gene Ontology annotation, biological process: positive regulation of Rho protein signal transduction; phospholipase C-activating G protein-coupled receptor signaling pathway. The record is from RefSeq and is a predicted model, not a curated record. Gene Ontology annotation, cellular component: membrane. Gene Ontology annotation, molecular function: G protein-coupled receptor activity. Bases 99 to 980 code for a protein of 293 amino acids. NCBI's taxonomy places the organism in Eukaryota, Metazoa, Chordata, Actinopteri, Cypriniformes, Cyprinidae.
AGCAAUUUCAGUUCUUUAGAACAGCGCUGGUCACAGCAUCAAACCAGCACUGCUGACAGACUCACAGACUUUUUGGAGAGAAGAACAAGCUACAGAUCAUGUUUAACUGCAGUCCACAGAGGAACCAAACAGAAGCAGUGAUCAGUCUGUUUGAACAAGUGGCCUACCCACCUGUCUUCAUAGUUGGCCUUUUCUUCAACAUCACGGCUCUGUUAAUGUUCUGUCGCCUCAAGCGCUGGACAAACACACAUAUCUACAUGUUCAAUCUACUGGCUGCCGAUUUCCUAGCCAUUAUUUUCCUACCUUUCAAGAUAUUUGAUGCCUUUUGCCCGUUUAGUCCAAGCGUAUUGUGUACAGUCCUGAUGUGCACCCAAUACUCCAACAUGUACAGCAGCAUCUUCACCAUUACAGCCAUCAGCUUUCACCGAUUUAUAGCCGUCAGGUUUCCGUUUCUGACCAAAGCACUGGCUUCCAAAAGUAAGACGACUGCCAUUUCAGCGUGCUUCUUCAUCUGGACAAUUAUAGCGGUGAUCUGUGUUAUUAACCAGAAAGACCUUUACACAGACAAAUUAGAGAGCUGCUAUGACCGAAAAUUCACAAAAAGGCUCGAAAUGCACUUUUUCUUGAUUUUAGAGAUUUUAGGGUAUCUUAUUCCAGUGCUCAUCGUCAUAAUUUGCUCCAUACAAACCAUCUACAUCCUGGUCAGAUCCCUUCAGCGUGUUCAAGGCGAGGAUAGAGUGGCAAGGAAAAACAUUGCUGCUGUUAUCACUGCAAACAUGUUCACAUUCAUAGUUUGCUUCACGCCUGUUCAUAUUGGUCUUUUGUUGCAAUAUUUAGCACGUCCAGACAAAGAGUUUGUGCAUGUGUUUUUUGAUGUUUCUAAGUGGAUCGCUAUUACCAACUGCUGCCUGGAUUCUAUUGGUUAUUACUUCCUGCUUAAAAGAGUUCCUAAAAAGACAAUAGUUCAUACUGAAUGUUAAAACUUGAUCUAGAUUACAUUGAGGCAGCUUACUGUCAUACUGUAUGUGAGGAACACAAUAUAAUAAAGGAUGGUCUACAAAAGAUAACAGUAUUGCCAUGGUUACAAUAUUUACUAUCAUGAUGGAAAUAAAAUAGUAUUCUUUGAAGUAGCCUACAUUAUAAAUUACUAUGGUUCACAAAUAGGGUAAUCGCACAAGUACCAUAGCAGGCCUGUAUAUAAAAAAAAUGUAUAUACAAUUUAUUUUCUUAAAUCUUAUAUUGCAAUUUUUGUCUAUUUAUAUUUACAUAUGUGUAUUUUUUUAUUCUCAACUUAUAUUAUUUUCUCUGUGUUGUUGUUGUCGUCUCUGUGCACUGGAAGCCUGUGACACCAAAACAAAUUCCUUGUAUGCGUAAGCAUACUUGGCAAUAAAGCUGUUCUGAUUCUGAUUCUGAUUCUGAUAAAAAUACCACAGAAUAUUCCUGAUUUUGACUGUUACUUUCAGAAAAGAUAAAUUUAU